This is a messenger RNA of Durio zibethinus, 2580 nucleotides long. Its product is annotated as cyclin-dependent kinase D-3-like. The record is from RefSeq and is a predicted model, not a curated record. Gene Ontology annotation, biological process: positive regulation of transcription by RNA polymerase II; protein phosphorylation. Gene Ontology annotation, molecular function: RNA polymerase II CTD heptapeptide repeat kinase activity; ATP binding; cyclin-dependent protein serine/threonine kinase activity. Lineage: Eukaryota; Viridiplantae; Streptophyta; Magnoliopsida; Malvales; Malvaceae. Gene Ontology annotation, cellular component: transcription factor TFIIH holo complex; nucleus; transcription factor TFIIK complex.
CAUUAAGAAUGAGGACAAAAAGCCCAACAAUCUUCCUACAGGAAGGCUCAAAGCUUUCAUUCACCUAUUCUCUCUCGGUCUUCAAUUCAGAAUAAUUCCCCCUCAACACCCUGCUACUGGCAGCCAUUGCUUUUCUUCCCAUUAUAGUUCCUUCACGCAGACUUAUUAUUAUUAUUUUUAAAUUAAAUAUUUUUAGUAUUUUUAAUCAAAAUUUGAUCUUUUCUUGUACUUUUUUAAUUUCAAAAUUUCGUGCUAUUUUUCGUUUCCCAAUCUCUCUCUCUCUCUCUCUCUCUCUCUCUCUCUCUCUCUCUUUUCCUAAUUUCCGUUCAUUUCCUUUCUGUUCUGUUUUUCUCUCUUUCCUCAUUCAGAGCUGAGAGCUCGAAAAAGUUUCUCACUUUUUUUGGGGUUUGAAAAUUGGUAGUAAGGUCGGCAAUUGAAAAUCGGAGAAAAAUAAAUGUAAUGCAUUGUGACAAUUCUGAUAAACAAAAGCAAUUUUAAAUAAAUAAAGAAAAGGAAAAAAUGACAGAAAUGGAUCUGUCAAAGAAAGUGGCGGAUAGGUAUUUGAAGCGCGAGGUUCUUGGUGAAGGUACUUAUGGUGUUGUCUACAAAGCCAUUGAUACUAAGACAGGACAGACAGUUGCAAUUAAGAAAAUUCGGCUGGGAAAGCAAAAGGAAGGGGUGAAUUUUACAGCACUCAGAGAAAUUAAACUUCUUAAGGAGCUUAAAGAUCCGAAUAUAAUCGAGUUAAUAGAUGCAUUCCCACACAAGGGUAAUUUGCAUCUUGUGUUUGAAUUCAUGGAGACUGACCUUGAAGCUGUUAUUCGGGAUAGGAAUAUAUUCCUCUCACCAGCUGACAUCAAAUCCUACAUUCAGAUGACUUUGAAGGGGCUUGCUUUUUGCCAUAAGAAAUGGGUUUUACAUAGGGAUAUGAAGCCAAAUAAUUUGUUAAUAGGACCCAAUGGACAACUUAAACUUGCAGACUUUGGUUUAGCACGAAUAUUUGGGAGUCCGGAUCGUAAGUUUACUCACCAGGUCUUUGCUCGAUGGUACAGAGCUCCUGAGUUACUUUUUGGUACCAAGCAAUAUGGUGCUGGUGUGGAUGUUUGGGCAGCUGCCUGUAUAUUUGCUGAACUUCUCCUACGACGACCAUUUCUGCAGGGUACAAGUGACAUCGAUCAAUUAGGAAAGAUCUUUGCAGCUUUUGGGACGCCAACAUCCUCUCAAUGGUCAGAUAUGGUGUACCUUUCCGAUUAUGUAGAAUACCAAUAUGUUCCUGCACCACCUUUGCGUUCAUUGUUUCCCAUGGCCAGUGAUGAUGCUUUAGAUUUGUUAUCAAAAAUGUUUAUUUAUGACCCGAAAGCUAGGAUUACAGUGCAGCAAGCAUUAGAGCAUAGGUAUUUUUCAUCUGCGCCUCCACCUACAGAUCCAUCUAAGCUCCCUAGGCCUACUCCUAAAUCGCUUGCAUCAGAUUUUAAUUCCCAGGAUGGUCCCACUGUUCUUUCUCCUCCACGGAAAUCGAGGAGAGUAAUGCCAGAUCAUGGGAGAUUUGAAGGUAAUUCCAACCAAGUGGAGAAGAUUGAUGAGCAUGUUGAUGAAGUAAGACACUUAGUUGGUGACUUUGGAGGAAAAAGUGAACAGGUGCCAAUGUCAAUAGAUUUUUCAAUCUUUGGGUCAAAACCUUUGACCAGACCUACAAUUAACAGUGCUGAUAGAUCUCAUCUUAAGAGGAAACUUGAUCUUGAAUUCCAACACAAUGAAUAAGAAAAAUCCAGAGUAUUCAAGUAUCUUUUGCAGCAAUGUGUUUCGGCUUCACGUAUAUUUAUGAGCUAUAUCUGCAAUUGAGGUUUUUGUUAAUUAUUCUGAGCGUGAGCAGUCUCCUUUCCAUUAUCUGCAACUGGGGUUUUUAUUGGUGAGCGUCCUCCCCUCAUAUCACGAAGAAACAGUUACCAGUGGAGUUGGAGAUAUAAUUAUUUUUCAGAGGAUUUUCUUCAGCUCUCAAAUAACUGUAAAGGAAGAAGUGAACUGUAACUCAUUUUAACAUUUUGAUUAUAACUUGUUCUCCCUAUAACGGGAUGAGGAAAAAAAACCUUAUCCAGCAAGAAGAGAAAAAAAAGAAGAAAGAAUGAUAUUUAUUGCUUGAGAGCAGCUUGAUGGUUCUGGUUGAUGCAAAAUCCAACUUGAUUUCUACUUCUAGUUUGCUCUCAGUGACGAUUUCCUCCAGACGACGAGCCAGGUUUGUAAUUUUAAGUCUUAGUUUAUGGCUUGUGUUUUACACAUGUUUUCCUACUUUCAAACCAUUAACUUUGAGAUGACUGAAUACUAUCUGUUGUUUCACCAUAUGGUAAUUUCCAUUUGUUGUUUAGAUCAUUACAUGGACAUAUCAGUGCAAGUUCUGUGUUUAUCGGCUGAGUCAAUUACGCAAUUUCUCUGUAUGUGUCGGUUAUUUGUUUUAUGCAAAUGUCAAUUAUUAUGUGAGCGGUCAAGUGUGAUUUGUAUAAACAAGAAAGAACAUGAUUUAUAGUUUACCUAUGCAUUAAGGUGGAGGACAAAAGGUAAGAUCAUAGCAACAUGAACACUUAA